Messenger RNA from Arachis ipaensis, 622 nucleotides. The record is from RefSeq and is a predicted model, not a curated record. Lineage: Eukaryota; Viridiplantae; Streptophyta; Magnoliopsida; Fabales; Fabaceae.
GAGGAGCCACCGUUCAUGCUUGUCACCACCAAAAGAGGAGCCGCUGCCGCCGUCGAUUGUCACUGGAGAACACACCGUACCGCUGUGUCUCUGGUCGCUGGAAUCACGGACCUGAGAGAAGGGGGCUGCCUCUCCUGUUGCUGCUGCCUCGUUCUUUUAUUGUGUGGAACAUGGAAAGGAGAUAAACUCUGCAGUAGUUGCAGACAAGUGCGGUACUGCUCUGAGAAACACCAGGUGAGGGAGAACUUAGUAUUAUAUUUAAUUCUGCUUCACUGCUUCUACCUCGCUGCUUCUGCUUCACUGCCUUGGCUGAUUGUGGGUUGUCAUCUGUGGUUAGUGGUCUUUUUCUGAUUUUCAUUUGUUUAGUUAGGGCGUGUUUGGCUGUUGGCCAUUUUUGUUGGAGUUAAGAAGAAGAAAGGAAAGCGGUGUGUGAGUUUCUGCUUUUGUGUUUGUUUCAGUCCUUUGAAUAGUGAUUAGAGUUUGGAUUAUGAGAUGAGACAUGAUUAACUGAUUAUGGUGUUGCGAUUAGGGAGCGGAAUAAAGUAUGGGAAUGUGGGAUUUGCUAAUCUUUUGCUGUUGCUUUUGUUCACUAAAUUAUUAUUUGGAAAUUCUGUUGCUUUUG